This is a messenger RNA of Blepharisma stoltei, 963 nucleotides long. Lineage: Eukaryota; Ciliophora; Heterotrichea; Heterotrichida; Blepharismidae. The record is from the annotation of a GenBank genome assembly.
AUGAGGAUCUUCCACGUCGUGAAUCGAUAUGAUAAGACUGAAGAAGAGCAAAACAUGCUCGAUACUCUAAAUAAAGCAUAUGAAGAAAACGAGCCACAAAAUGACCCAAGCUUGCUAUAUCUCACCCCGAUUAAAAACUCCUCAGUUUAUAAUCCUAGUGUUUGGACGAAAUUUGCUUUAUUGUGCAAAAGAUCAUAUGCCAAUGCAAAGAGGAAUCCUCAGCUGAGUAAGGUCAGAGUAAUCCAAUACAUCAUCAAUGCGACUAUUUUAGACCUCUUGUUCCAUGAUUUAUCAAGCACCACUAGAGGAAUUUCUGACACUAAUGGAGUCUUGUUUUCUAUGAUCAACAUUAAUAUCGUCCUCACUAACAAUUCCUCAGCUAUGACCUUCCCAAUAGAAAAGCCUAUAUUUUUAAAAGAAACGAAACAAGGAUUAUAUGGAUCUUUAACCUAUUAUAUUGCUAAAAACUUUUCUGAGCUGCCGAUGCAGAUUAUCAUACCUAUGAUGUACUCACUUAUGGUUUAUUUUGCCUUAGGGCUUGAUUUAACAGCAGCUAAAUUUUUUAUUUUCUUUUUAGUUUUAAUGCUAGUCCAGAUGACAGGCGUUGCGCUAGGGUACGUAGUUGGGGCAUAUGCUCCAAGCCCACCUGUCGCUAUGGCUUUUGCCUCUUUGCUUCCUAACGGACUAAUGCCUUUCGGAGGGUUGUAUGCGAAUCUAGGCAAUAUAAACAAAGCCUUCAGCUGAGUCCAAUAUAUUUCGCCAUUUGGUUGGGCGUUUAAGUCUUUGACAAUAAAUCAGUACAGAGACAACAGUUUUGACUGCAGCCCAUCUUGCGAUCCUUUGGACAGAUUUGGAUUCUAUGAUCCUUUAUGGAAAGAUAUCAUAUGUCUUUUUGCACUAAUGCUUGGAUAUAGAAUUUUUGCUUAUCUUGUAUUGAAACUUGGAAUAAGAAAAAUGCAUUAG